CAGUGACUAAUCAUUUACUGUUUUUUAGUGAUAAUGCACUGAUUCACUUUCAGACAAUGCUUUAUUCGACAACAUUGUUAAAUAUAUUAUUAUGCUAAGAAAAAGACGUCAAAAUAUGGUACAUUUUAUGAUAUCAAAAUGCGGUACAUGUUAUGACGUCAAGAAUCUGUGACAUUAGAGGUGUGUUCGAGGAAACGUUAUUAGUGCUACGAAACGCCAAUGCUAAUAGUGCCGUUCUGAGAGUUAUUGUGGCGCUCACGGCUAUAAGCUGCUAGAACGUACUUUUUAUGUUUUGUGAGCGUUAAGGCCGCAGCACACACUUUUACAUAACGCAUAAUGCAUAAAGCAUAAGGAAAUCAACCAAUCAGAGUCCUUCAUUUCCAUCCUUCCUUCUCAUUCUGCGGAUCUCACAUAAUGCACAAAGCAUAAUGCAUAAAUAGUCGAAAAAUCCGUAAAGAUGAAUUCUUACGUGCAAGCAGAUUUCAAGAAACUACUGUCUUAUGUGCUAAUUUUUCUAACCUAUUUUAGAAGAUUUCAUCUAGCAAAGGAGAUUUCAUUUAGCAAAUCUAAAAAGAAAAAUAAUAUUGGUUAUUGAAAUGGAUCAUAGUUUUUAUUUUUAUGAUUCUCAAUAUCAAAAUGAUUUUAAUGAAUUAAAUAAUGAAGAUGAUUCACAAAAUGAAAAGGAGAAUUCUUAUGGAAUAGAUCAAAAUGGAAUAGAUGGAGAUGCUUUGCUCAUAUCUUUAGUGCGCAACUAUCCCUAUUUAUAUAAUAAAGAGUUAACUGACUUCAAAGAUAUUAUUAAAAAGCAGAAUGCCUGGACAGAAAUAGGAAAUAUAUUAAAUAUGACAGCGGACGAGUGUCAAUCUAGGUGGACACGAUUAAGAGAACGAUAUGCAAGAGAGAAAAAGCAAAAACAGGAAGAAACAACUACUGGAAGUGGUGCUUCAAAGAGGAAGUCUUUCGAAUUUUUUGAAAAUAUGCAAUUCUUAGAACGAUUUGUUAAGAGAAGAAGAACAAUAUCCAAUGUGUAUAAGAAAAACAUACCUCCAUCAACAAAAUGUAUCAAUCUUCAAAAAAAUUUUGGUUCACGUGGCGGAGAAAACUCAACUUCUUCAAUGAUCGAGUCUACUUUCAUUUUACCAUCUUCAAAAGAUAGCAGUGAAAAAACAAAUCUAUCUUCAAAAGAUAGCAGUGAAAAAACAGAUUCAGAAAAAAAUAUAAUUAAGAUUCAGAUGAUUGCUCAAAUAAUACCUCUUCAUCAGUAUUAA
Camponotus floridanus (Florida carpenter ant) is the source of this 1268-nucleotide messenger RNA. RefSeq lists its product as uncharacterized. Bases 597 to 1268 code for a protein of 223 amino acids. The transcript has 6 exons. Lineage: Eukaryota; Metazoa; Arthropoda; Insecta; Hymenoptera; Formicidae. Gene Ontology annotation, cellular component: nucleus; transcription regulator complex. Gene Ontology annotation, biological process: regulation of transcription by RNA polymerase II. The record is from RefSeq and is a predicted model, not a curated record.